Messenger RNA from Salvelinus sp. IW2-2015, 593 nucleotides. The record is from RefSeq and is a predicted model, not a curated record. Lineage: Eukaryota; Metazoa; Chordata; Actinopteri; Salmoniformes; Salmonidae.
CUCGGGGAAACGUGUACUCUACCGGUGGAAACAACGAAGGUCAGCUAGGUCUGGGAGACUGUGAGGAGAGGACAGCCUUCCAAUUGGUGGACUUCUUCAGUUCACAUGGACCAAUCAAAAUGCUUGCUGCCGGCUCCAACACCUCUGCUGCCCUCACGGAGAGUGGGACGCUGUUCAUGUGGGGUGACAACACUGAGGGUCAGAUCGGCCUGGGGAAGGAGAGCAGUGCCCUGACCCCCCAGGAGGUCACUGUGGGUCGGCCAGUGGCCUGGGUGUCCUGUGGGUACUACCACUCUGCCUUCGUCACUGUUGACGGGGGCCUGUACACAUUUGGGGAGCGCGACAGCGGCAAACUGGGCCUGGCCACGGGUCAGCUGGAUGGACACCGCGUGCCCCAGCUGGUGAAGGGCAUCACAGACCAGGUGACCCAGGUGGCAUGUGGAGGCGGGCACACCGUGGCUGUGACAGGCCUGUUUACCCGUGUGACAGCCAGUGUGGUUCUCCUCCACACAUUCACCUGUCGUACUCGCCCGUUCCUGAAUGAUCCACCGCUCUGGCAGCCUCGCCUCAAGAUGAAGGUCCCUGCCAGCUGA